ACUCAGUGUACGUACUCAACAACAACAACAACAAUCACAAUGGAAACGUUUACUAGUUAUCUCUCGCUCAGUAUUGCUGUUCUGCUCAUUCUCAUCAUCAAAUUUUCCUUCGCUUCGGCGAAAAACAAUAACAAGAAGCUGCCGCCGAGCCCGCCGUCGCUGCCGAUCAUCGGCCACCUCCACCUAGUGAAGCGUCCCCUCCACCACGGGCUCGCGACGAUCUCGGUCCGCUACGGCCCCGUGCUCCUGCUGCGCUUCGGCUCGCGCCGAGUGCUCGUCGUGUCCUCGCGCGCGGCGGCUGAGGAAUGCUUCAGCACCGACAACGACGUCGCCUUCGCCAACCGGCCCCGGGUCCCCUCGCUGAAGCUCUUUACCAACGGAUUCACGCUUCUCCCCUUCGCCAAUUACGGGCCCCUGUGGCGCAACCUCCGCCGCAUCGCCACGGGCGAGGUCCUCUCCGCCCACCGCCUCACCGCCUCCGCUGCUUCCCGCGCCGAGGAGUUGCGGGGAUUGGUGAAGAGGAUGUUCUUGGAUUGGAAAGCCCAAAAUAAGAGUGAUGAGUCGUCGUUCACCAAGGUGGAGAUGAAGUCGAGGUUGUUCGAUCUAGCACUGAAUGUGAUGAUGAGGAUGAUAGCAGGGCGAAAGUACACCUUCUCACAAGGCGAGGGAGUCGGAGGGUCGGAGGCCGCGAAGCGAUUCAGGAUGAUGGUGGAAGAGACCUUCUUGUUGAUCGAUUCGACUUCAAAUUUAGGAGACUCUCUACCCAUGCUAAGGUGGUUUGAUAUCGGAGGGGCCGAGAAAAGGAUGAGGAAAUUGCUGAAGGAGAGAGAAGAGCUGAGCCAGAAGAUUGUCGACGAGAAGAGGAGAGAAAGCGAGGAGGAGAUCAAGAAGGAGCAGACUAUGAUCGGAGAUCUGCUUGAGUCGCAGAAGCAAGAUCCUGAUUUCUAUACCGAUGAAACCAUCGAAGCACUUGCCUUCAGCUUGUUAGCAGGGGGAACGGAUACCACGUCGAACACCAUCGAGUGGACCAUGUCGCUCCUCCUCAACAAUCCUGAAGCCCUAAGAAAAGCGGCGACGGAGAUCGACGCUCGUGUGGGCACCGAUCACUUGGUGGAGGAGUCGGACAUCGCGAACCUCCCCUAUCUCCACUGCAUCAUCACCGAGGCUCUCCGCCUCUACCCAGGAGGGGCCCUCCUCAUUCCCCACGAAUCUGCGACGGAGCUAACCAUCGCAAACUACACCGUGCCGCAAGGCACCAUGCUACUGGUCAAUGCCUAUGCCAUCCACAGAGACCCCGCCGUAUGGCGCGAACCUACGAAGUUUAAGCCGGAGAGGUUUGAAGCUGGGAGAGAAGAGAAGGGGUGGAUGAUUCCGUUCGGGAUGGGGCGGCGACGGUGCCCCGGGGAGGGCCUCGCGACGCGGGAGGCGUCGCUGGCGCUUGCGACGAUGAUACAGUGUUUCGAGUGGAAGAGAGUCGGGGAGGAGGAGGUGGACAUGACUGAAGGAAUGGGGCUGACUCUGCCCAAGGCAUUGCCUCUGGAAGCACUGGUUCGGCCGCGCCGGAACAUGAUCGAUUUACUUUCCAAGCUCUAAAUGCAUAUCAUGAGUUGCAUUUCACAAAUGCAGGAAUAAAAGAAACUAUAAAUGUAAGCUAGUACCGCACCAGACCACUGGUUUGUAUGCGUAUGUUAAGGGGUGAACUUCCUAUGGCAUAUCUCUGGUAGUAGUAAGUUCAUUUAUGUAGUUUCCUAUGUAAAACUUUCAAGUUCAUUUUUCCUUUGUUUGACGCCUCUU
Molecule: messenger RNA, 1794 nt
Organism: Ananas comosus (pineapple)
Lineage: Eukaryota; Viridiplantae; Streptophyta; Magnoliopsida; Poales; Bromeliaceae
Product: cytochrome P450 81E8-like
Exons: 3
Coding region: 40-1593 (517 amino acids)
Molecular function (GO): monooxygenase activity; iron ion binding; oxidoreductase activity, acting on paired donors, with incorporation or reduction of molecular oxygen
Source: RefSeq, a predicted model, not a curated record